Messenger RNA from Lolium rigidum, 1914 nucleotides. RefSeq lists its product as uncharacterized. Gene Ontology annotation, biological process: UDP biosynthetic process. The coding region runs from base 1 to 1482 and encodes 493 amino acids. Lineage: Eukaryota; Viridiplantae; Streptophyta; Magnoliopsida; Poales; Poaceae. The transcript is spliced from 7 exons. Gene Ontology annotation, cellular component: cytoplasm. Gene Ontology annotation, molecular function: UMP kinase activity. The record is from RefSeq and is a predicted model, not a curated record.
AUGGCCUCUUGCGGCGACGACUUCGCCCUCCUCCGUGACCCCGCUCCCCAGCCUUCCGCCCAGCCGGCCCCGCCGCAAGCCUUCUGCUUCGUCGACGCCGCCGCCGCGGGCUCCGGAGCCGGCGCCGGCCCCCUGGCGCCGGCACAGGAGGAGGGCAAUCACAGCUCCGACCGCGGGAAGGCGUCCAACCACUCCAAGCGCCGGAGGGACCGCGCGGAGGAGUUCAGCGAUGGGGGCGAGUACUGCUCCUACAUCAGCGGCGGCGGCGGGGGCAGGAAGGGCCGAGGCGGCUCCUCGGACUACCGCAAGGACCGGGAGGAGUGGACGGACGGCGCCAUCAGCAGCCUCCUCGACGCCUACACCGACCGCUUCGAGCAGCUCAACCGGGGCAACCUCCGGGGCCGGGACUGGGAGGACGUCGCCGCCGCCGUCACCGACGGCCAGGGCAAGGCCGGCGGGGGCAAGAGCGUGGAGCAGUGCAAGAACAAGAUCGACAACCUCAAGAAGCGCUACAAGGUGGAGUGCCAGCGCACCUCCGGCUCCGCCUCCGUCAGCCAUUGGCCCUGGUACAAGCAGAUGGAGCACAUUAUUGGCAACUCCUCGUCGCCCGGCACCCCCAAGCCGGCGGCGGCCAGCAACGACGAGAAGCCCCGGCAACAGCAGCAGCAGCACAGCAACAAAAGGCACCCUUCUUCCGGCACUGGCGCCCCUGCCAUGGCUCCCUGUUCCAGAUCAACCCCUCCCCCAAAUCCGAAAUGGAAAAGGGUGCUUCUCAAGAUUGGGGGCACUGCAUUGGCUGGAGAAGCUCCCCAUAAUGUUGACCCAAAGGUGAUCAUGCUGAUUGCUAGAGAAGUUCAAGUGGCAUGCCGCCACGGCAUUGAGGUGGCUAUUGUCAUGGGGGGUCGGAAUGUAUUCUGCUCUGACACUUGGGUUGCUGCCACAGGCACUGAUAGAGCUUCAACACAUCCAAUUGGAAUGAUGGCAGCAGUGAUGAAUGCCGUAUUGCUCCAAGCUUCACUAGAAAAGAUAGGUGUGGACACACGAGUCCAAACUGCACUGAUGAUGCAAGAGGUUGCAGAACCGUACAUAAGGCGGCGCGCCAUACGCCAUCUUGAAAAAGGAAGGGUUGUUAUCUUUGGUGGAAUUGGUGCUGGUAUAGGAAAUCCACUUUUCACAACAGAUACAGCUGCUGCACUGAGAGCUUCUGAAAUCAAUGCAGAUGUUGUCCUUAAAGGUGUCGCUGGAGAUGCUGAAUAUGGUUGUCCUCCCAGGAGCAACAGCAGUGCACUAUUUGAGCACAUCUCAUUUAGGGAGUUAGCAGCAAGAGGGACCAGCAAGAUGGAUAUGACAGCAGUCACAUGUUGCGAGGAGAACAAUAUUCCUGUUGUCAUCUUUAACAUAUUAGAGCCUGGUAACAUCUCCAAAGCUAUUUGUGGCGAUCAAGUAGGUACAUUGGUUGACCAAUCAGGAAGGAUCACUUAACUUACGAGGCAGAUUAGCUUUGUUGUAGCUUCGGGGCAUUCCUAUUCCCCUGAGGCGGCAUGCAUCUUCUUCGAUUGCAUGGAUUUGUUUGGAUGGGAGAAUGAGGGUUAUGUUCCUUAGAGAGAAGACCUACACCUUGAUUUGAACGAGGUGCUUUGUUGUGUAAUAUCUGUUGUAGCGGUUCUGCCAUGAGAAGUUUAUUUAUUUGUAGUAUCUAUUUGUAUUGUGGUCGCUAGUUUAGUUCAGGAGGCUUGGGUGAAGUAAGUAUUUAUGCCUGCAUAGGGACCCAGGCCAAAUCACCAGAAUGUAGUGUUGUAACUUGUAACAAUGUUGUUUGAGCUGUAGUGUUGUAACUUGUAACAAUGUUGUUUGAGCUGUAGUGGUUGUGCUGAAAAAAGAUAUUUUGCCUCAUUUCUUGCCCUGAUUGAGUGA